Messenger RNA from Stylonychia lemnae, 1359 nucleotides. The record is from the annotation of a GenBank genome assembly. NCBI's taxonomy places the organism in Eukaryota, Ciliophora, Spirotrichea, Sporadotrichida, Oxytrichidae.
AUGUCUGCAGAUAACAAAAAAAUAUUUGUCACUUCUCAGCCAUACAUCGGCUAGGUUUCAAUGCUCUUUUAUGUUCCAGAAUGUGAGGAGAAGGAGAUCUUGGCAUCUCUGAUUGAAAAGCAUGGAGGUAGAUGUUCAAACAUUCACGAUUGCAGUACCUACCAAAUCAGGCCAAUUAACUGUGAAGUUUCUCACAAAGAGUAUUUCUAAGGGGAAAUUUAUAGCGCAAUUUGGCUUACUGAAAGUAUAAAGUCAGGAUAGUUAGAGGAUGAGACAACUCAUUUAUUCGCAGUAAACUCUGAAAAUGAACUUAAGAUUAAGAGACUCGAACUACACAAAUCUUAAAACUAUACUAUCACUGAAGCAAUCAAAAUAUAUGAGAUUGCAUCAAGCAAAGAAAAUAAGCACAGAAGUUAAAGUGCAGCGUUUUGGAAAGAGGUAUCAGAGAAAGGCAUAAUUCCAGGUAGGACUGGAGAAUCAAUGAGAAACUUCCUCAAAAAAUCAUUAAAGCUAGGCCUAGAGGCUUAUCUUAAGGGAGUAAUCGCUGAUAGUGCUAAAUAUUCUCACUUUUUCUUUGAAAUUCCUAAACCUUCAAACAAAUCAAGCGAUAUUACCAGACAAGAAAGAGAAUAUCUUAGAAUGGCUCCUCCAAAGCACUAUAAUAGAAAUGGUGCUAUUGAUUCAAAGAUUGCCAAAACUUACAAUAAAUUUAUGUAGCAAUAGUAAGACUUUAAAGUGACCGAUAGUCUGAAUACCACUUCUGGGAAUGCUGGCCAAAAUAGAAAGCAAUCGAAUGGCAGAGGUGUAGUCGCUUUAAAUCUCAGAGACCUUGGCUAAGGUGGAGAGACUAGAUAAUCAUUAGGCUAAGUUUUUAACAUUCUUGAACAGGAGAAGUUAAGAGCUCCAAAAGAAUAAGAGGAUCAAGACAUGGUGGAUGAAUCAAAUGAUAAAGAAAAUACAAAUUCACAAAAUUUAAUAAUGAAUUAAGAAGAACUAUUAGACGCUGCAGAGAGUGAAUAGAUUCUUGUUUUCAAGAAAUUCGGUGAGGAAAAGCGUCAAGUUAACUUAACUAAUGGCUAGGAAGCCUUUUUCGCAUUGCUAGCUUAAGAUUUAAUGGAGAUAGCUGACAACUAUAAAAGAGACAUAGAUGAAGUUCACAAGAUAUUCUUUGAAGUUAGUUGUGAUAGAGAAAAACUUAAGAAGGUGUUGGAUGGGUAGAAAAUUCCAGGCAGGUGGUAGAUUCUUGAGGAUUUAGCUCUUAAAGAUACUAAAACUCUAAGUUCAUAUCAGUAUGUUACUAACUCUAAAGGGGAAGAUGAAGUUUUAAAGAGAUAAAAAUUCCUUGAAUAUAGAGCUUGA